This is a messenger RNA of Pygoscelis adeliae (Adelie penguin), 1227 nucleotides long. It is a transcript of the gene BST1, whose product is annotated as bone marrow stromal cell antigen 1. The coding region runs from base 65 to 1015 and encodes 316 amino acids. Gene Ontology annotation, biological process: positive regulation of B cell proliferation. Lineage: Eukaryota; Metazoa; Chordata; Aves; Sphenisciformes; Spheniscidae. The transcript has 9 exons. The record is from RefSeq and is a predicted model, not a curated record. Gene Ontology annotation, molecular function: NAD+ nucleosidase activity; phosphorus-oxygen lyase activity. Gene Ontology annotation, cellular component: plasma membrane.
UUUAAGUCUCCUUUUUUUAUUUAACUCUCCUUUUUUUUUUAAGAACUUGGGUUGUCAAGAAUUCAUGAUGAAGAGCCUUUUUUUGUCUCUCUUACUUGUCUGUGUUCUGUUUACGAACAGCUUCUCAGAAGUGCAGGGAAAGAAGUGGAAAGGUGAAGGUACAACACAAAACCUGGAAAGUGUUGUCAUCGGAAGAUGCUAUGACUAUAUUAGAACUGUGAAUCCUGCUGUUGGUGAGAAGAAUUGUUCACAGAUAUGGGAAGCAUUUAAAAAUGCAUUUAUUAACAAGGAUCCUUGCAGCAUUCUACCUAAGGACUAUGAAUUAUUUAUCAACCUGUCAUUGCACACAAUUCCACCUAACAAGUCUCUCUUCUGGGAAAAUAAUCAGCUGCUAGUCAAUAGCUUUGCUGGCAGAGGCCGCCGCUACAUGGCUCUGGGUGAUACUCUGUUCGGCUUCUGUGGAGAUUUUCUAAACUGGUGUGGGCAGGCAAACAGCACUGGACUGGACUAUGAAUCCUGCCCUACCACGGAGGAAUGUGAAAACAACGCGGUGGAAUCUUUCUGGAGGAUGGCCUCAAUCACUUAUGCGCAGCACAGUUCUGGGGUGAUACAUGUCUUGUUGAAUGGUUCUGCAGUCGGAGGAGCUUAUCCAGACCCAGGUUUUUUUGCAGAUUAUGAAAUACCUAAUCUCCAGAAAGAAAAAAUCUCACAAAUUGUCAUCUGGGUUGUGGAUGAUAUUGAAGGGCCAGAUAUAGAUUCCUGUGGAAGUCAUACUGUAAAGAUACUAGAAAACAGGCUGAAAAACCUUGGUUAUGAUGUCACCUGCACUGACAAUUACAAGUCUGUAAUGUUCUUACUCUGCCUGGAUUACCCUGAUGAUUCUAAGUGUACCCUUUCAUCAUCUGCACCAACAGCACAAAGAGGACCUAUAUCUUCAGGCAGAGGAGGCAGCUGGAACAAGCUCAUGUUUGUUUCUUUUGUAGGCUUUUUGUUCAGAUUUGCUUUAGUGUACUAAGUUAAUUAACUGAAUCCGUGUCCUCUGUUUGCCUUAGCUGGCUAUAAAUUUGGCUUUAACUAAUUUCUAACUGCACUGUCACCCUAGUUCUGGGAAUGGCAAACCUGCAUAUUAAAACCCUGCAUACGUCUAUCUAGAUACCAACUACUUUUAGUAUAAAAAAUUAUCCUACUGCUGCUAGAAAGCCUCACCCUUCAUUUCCUUUUCUUGAA